UUGGCGAGAAUGGCUGAACUGAAGGAGCAAGUCGACACGGAGAUGGCUCGCUACCGUGCUCUUCAAGACGAAGUUCAGGUGCUGGCGACGCAGCGCCAGACGUAUGCGCAGCAGGCGAACGAAAAUGAUAUGGUGAAGAAGGAGCUGGAUCUGCUGGACGACGAGGCCAAAGUCUACAAACUGGUUGGCCCCGUGCUGCUCAAGCAGGAUGCGGACGAGGCCAAGAGCAAUGUGAAUAAGCGUCUCGAAUUUAUCAAUAACGAGCUGAACAAGGUCAAUUCAAAGAUCGAAGCAAAGGAGAAGGAGGCCGUCGGUAUCCGGAACAACAUUUCCAACAUGCAGAUGGAGAUGCAGAAGCGCGCGGCGGAGGCUGCCAAGGGCGCCGUGGCGGCUCAUUAGGUCAGCAGAUAAUGGGAAAAAUACGUGCUUUUCUUUUGCUA
Molecule: messenger RNA, 440 nt
Organism: Phytophthora infestans T30-4
Lineage: Eukaryota; Oomycota; Peronosporomycetes; Peronosporales; Peronosporaceae
Exons: 3
Coding region: 10-399 (129 amino acids)
Biological process (GO): protein folding; chaperone-mediated protein complex assembly
Cellular component (GO): cytoplasm; prefoldin complex
Molecular function (GO): protein-folding chaperone binding
Source: RefSeq, a predicted model, not a curated record